Verticillium alfalfae VaMs.102 is the source of this 675-nucleotide messenger RNA. Its product is annotated as pyrazinamidase/nicotinamidase. The transcript has 2 exons. The coding region runs from base 1 to 675 and encodes 224 amino acids. NCBI's taxonomy places the organism in Eukaryota, Fungi, Ascomycota, Sordariomycetes, Glomerellales, Plectosphaerellaceae. The record is from RefSeq and is a predicted model, not a curated record.
AUGGGCGACAACUUCCAACCGGCCCUCAUUGUGGUCGACUUUCAGGAAGAUUUCUGCCCACCCCAUGGCUCACUUGCAGUCGCCAACGGCCGCGACAUUGCCCCCAUCGUCAACAGCCUCCUCAGCUUGCCCUUUGUCGCCAAAAUUGCCACCAAGGACUGGCACCCAGCCAGCCACAUCUCCUUUGCCUCGAAUCACGCAGGUGCCUCGCCCUUCACCUCGACGACGACAAUCACGAACCCCGCCAACCCAUCGGAAUCAUAUGCCUCUCGCCUGUGGCCCGUUCACUGCGUCCAGAACACGUCCGGCGCCAGCCUCGUCCCCGAGCUCGAAGCCCACCGCCUGACGGCGACCAUUGAAAAGGGCCACGUGCGCGACAUCGAAAUGUACAGCGCCUUCCGCGACCCCUACGGCGUCGUUGACAGCGGCCUCGCCGAGACGCUGCGGGGGCAGGGCGUGACGGACGUCUUCGUCGUCGGGCUGGCGGGAGACUACUGCGUCAAGUGCACGGCCGUGGACGCCGCGCGCGAGGGUUUUCGGACGUGCGUUGUCGAGGAGGGCACGCGCUGCGUCGAACCCGACAAGUGGGAGGCAUGCAAGGACGAGCUCGAGGCGGGCGGCGUCCGCGUCGUGAGCGUGAAGGGGGCAGAAGUUCGGCGGGUGCGGGGUGCGUAA